This is a messenger RNA of Phytophthora nicotianae INRA-310, 327 nucleotides long. RefSeq lists its product as hypothetical. The record is from RefSeq and is a predicted model, not a curated record. The transcript is spliced from 3 exons. The coding region runs from base 1 to 327 and encodes 108 amino acids. Lineage: Eukaryota; Oomycota; Peronosporomycetes; Peronosporales; Peronosporaceae.
AUGGCAAACUUCCUACAUGGAACGCCAGAGAAGCCCCCACCUGUCACAGAACAGAACAAUUUGUCUGAGAAGGAGACGAUUGCAAUGCGGGCUCGGAAGGGAAAAGGUGCCAUAAAGAAUACCCUGAAAGCUGUGGUAUCCGAUGGCGAGAGGCGACUAAAUGAUGACGGACAGACGCAGCUUGACGAGAGCAUGGACAAAGAGGAUGAUGUUGAAAGUGAAGAUCUUGCGUGUCACGAUGAAGGUGACGUCCCCAUGAGUGAGCAAGGGAGCGAAUUGCCAAUGGAUCUGGACAUGACUGAGCAAGAGGGGCUGGCCAUGCUGUGA